Crotalus tigris (Tiger rattlesnake) is the source of this 3184-nucleotide messenger RNA. RefSeq names its product secernin 1 (gene SCRN1). The record is from RefSeq and is a predicted model, not a curated record. The coding region runs from base 985 to 2229 and encodes 414 amino acids. Gene Ontology annotation, biological process: proteolysis. Gene Ontology annotation, molecular function: dipeptidase activity; cysteine-type exopeptidase activity. NCBI's taxonomy places the organism in Eukaryota, Metazoa, Chordata, Lepidosauria, Squamata, Viperidae. The transcript has 10 exons.
GGGUUUAAGUUUUGUGAUGGAGAGAGCUGCCUCAACCACAUUUUCUCACUCAGUGUAGUGGAAGUCUAAUAUGGAACUAUGAAAUAGCCCACUCCAGAGCCUCCAACUUAACACAUUUGCCUCUUCCAACAUAUUUGCUUUACCUCUCCCAUCACAAUCAUAAUUCUUCAGAUUAUUUUGUUAAUAUUUAUUUAUUGCUCUGGUAGGAUAUAAAACUAAAAACAAAACAGCUAAAUACGUAAAAAUCUGACUGGUAGUCCAGACUAAAAUAAUCUGAUAAACAACAAAAUCAACAAAACAAAACGGGCUUUAGGCAAAUCAUUAACACCAACCCCAGCUUUCACAGCUUUCCUGAACCCGGGGAUGGAGGGCUAGGAAAGAGAACGAAAUAAUGUUACCAUAUGAUAUCUAUCUUUCCCUCUUAUUUACGCGGCACUCAAGGCAGCUUGAUUUGAGAUGUCACUUGGUUCAUGCUCAGAAACGCGGCGCUCAGGUUCCGCACCCUGGGCGAGGCCGAUGUUUCGUAGGUGCCCCCUCCGCCGCUGUCUGGCAGAAAGAGCUCUAAUCCCCGCCUCCCGCUGUUGCCCGCCCUAGUCUGGCUGCAGCAGCCCCCCCGCCGUCUGAACCCAACGCAGGGAAAGGGGAGCGUCAGCGGCUGCGACAAAGGCGCCACCACCGAGCGGUGAGUUGGCUGAGCAGUAGCUGACGCCUGCCCGCCUUCCCUUUCUCUCUCCCUCCCUCCCUCCCUCUGCCGUGUGCUGCUAGCAGGUUGUUCACGUGAGUGGGAGCCUGGCUGUUACCUGGAGCCGAGGCAGCGUCUCUCUUUUUUCCUGGCGUCCUCAAAAAGAGAAGCAGGAAGAUCCACGGGGAAGCGUCUCGAAGUUCUUAGAUCAGCGUGGGAUACAAGAUUUCAACUGUGUUUCCUAGUCCUUCUAUCUGUGCAUCCAUACAAGAUCUCUGAGGAUUCUUGGAAGGGGUCAUAGGAUGGAAGUGGCACCUCCCAGCUACUGUUUUGUUGCAUUUCCACCACCUACUAAAGAUGGCCGUGUAGUAGUUGGGAAAAAUUCUGCACGUCCUCGUGAUGAAGUUCAGGAGGUAGUUUAUUUUGCUGCUGCUACUUAUGAUCCAGGAUGCAAAGUUGAGUGCACAUACAUUGAAAUAGACCAAGUACCUAAGACAAAUGCAGUUGCACUGAGCAGACCUUCCUGGCUCUGGGGAGCUGAAAUGGGAGCCAAUGAACAUGGACUCUUCAUUGCUAAUGAAGCUGUGCUAGCCAGAGAAGCAGCUCCUGAAACUGAAGCCCUCCUAGGAAUGGAUCUUGUGAGACUUGGGCUUGAAAGAGGUUCAACUGCUAAAGAAGCCUUGGAUGUCAUUGUCUCGCUGCUGGAAGAAUAUGGUCAAGGUGGAAAUUACUAUGAAGAUGGAAGUAUGUGCCAUACCUUCCUGUCUGCUUAUCUGAUAGUAGACAGAAAAGAAGCUUGGGUGUUGGAUACUAUUGGAAAAUAUUGGGCAGCAGAGAAAAUUACAGAUGGAGUAAAGUGCAUUUGCAACUGUCUCUCCUUAACUACAAAAAUUGAUGCAGAACACCCUAAGCUUAGAAGUUAUGCAGAAAGUAAAGGAUGGUGGAGCACAGAUAAGGAGUUCAAUUUUGCUGAAGUAUUUUCCCAAGAUGAUGAUUGUUCAAAUUGUUGCUUGGGAAAGGAGAUCUUAAAAAACCAAGAAGGCAACAUCACUGUGGAAACAAUGAUUGACCUAUUACGUAACAAGGCUGAGGGCAUCUCUGUGGAUUCAGACUCUUUUCUUACUACAGCAAGCAUGGUAUCCGUCUUACCUCAGAAUCUGACUUCUCCAUGCAUUCAUUUUUUCACUGGCACACCAGAUCCAUCCAAGUCCAUAUUUAAACCUUUUAUCUUUGUGGAUGGUGUGAAAAUAGUACCUAAAGUUCAAUCACCCAUUUUUGGUAGUGAAGAUCCUGUGAAAAAAAUUCCUCGGUUUCAGGAGAAACCUGAUCGCAGACACGAACUAUACAAGGCACAACAGCAGGCCCGAUUAGUCUUAGACAGUGAUGAGGAAAAAGGUCAUACAUUAAGGAGAAUAAUGUUAAACCUUGAAAAACAGGGGUUGGAAGCAAUGGAAGGCAUACUCUCUAGCUCUGAAAUUCUUGAUUCUUCGGAAAUAGAAGACCUUUUUUAUGACUGUGUAGAUACAGAAAUUAAAUUCUUCAAAUGAAUGCCCAUAGACACUGUUAACCUUUGCACAGGAACAUAGAACUCUUCAAGCCUUGAAAGAUAAUCUCACCAUAUUGCCGAAUUUGGGAGCAAGUAUUCGUCUUUCUAGAGAAACUUUCCUCAGUAGCUCUAUCCAGUUAACAUCCUCUUUCAUUGUGUGUUGUCUUGUGCAUAUUGUUAAAAGAGAUUUUGCUGACUGAUUCAGUUAGUAGAUGCAUGCUGGCCAGUGUCAUUUUGGAAUUUUUGUUUUAUUUUAGCAACAAAACUUUAGAAAUAAAUAAUUUUAGGAAAGACCAUAGAGGUCUCAAUGUCGUUUUCAAAUUAAGCAGAAUCUUUUGAGAAAUCCCCUUCAAAAUAUUGAUCCACUUUCAAAGGAAAGAUGGUCCACUUUAUAACUUCUAAAAUCUAAAUGAUAUUUUUGAAAGGAAAAAGUGAAAACAUUAAAAAAGAAAAUUCCAUUAUAAAGGGCAUAACUUUCAGCAAUGGAAUACCUUCUCACUGAUGCUAAUUUGAAUGAGAAUGAAAUCAAUUUACACAAACCUUAGAGAAAUAGACCACCAAGUUCUCUAUUUCACAUUAUUUUAUAUUUCAUUGUGCUGCAUUUGAAACAUUUUUCCAAAAGUUUGGUUUAGAAUGUUCCCAAUAUUAUUGGAAAGUUGUUGGGAAGGUGAGGUAGAAUGCAAGGAUAUCAUCUAUCACAGUGAUGGCGAGCCUUUUAGAGACCGAGUGCCCAAAAACUGCCCCACCCCCGGCCCAGCCCUGCUGCACCCGCCUUCCCCGCCCUGCUCUGCCCUCACCCCGCCUGCCUUCAGGGCCAUCCACGGCCUGCUACAGAUCGCCCAGGUAGCCCUGCAGUGCCACGGUAGCCACACCCUCUGCCCGUGCCCCCUAGCAUCAUGUGCUGCCCAGCUGCCAUGUGCUUGGCUGCACUGCUCCGUAUGGGCCACACCCGGGGG